Molecule: messenger RNA, 1070 nt
Organism: Saprolegnia diclina VS20
Lineage: Eukaryota; Oomycota; Saprolegniomycetes; Saprolegniales; Saprolegniaceae
Exons: 4
Coding region: 75-1070 (331 amino acids)
Molecular function (GO): protein binding; peptidyl-prolyl cis-trans isomerase activity
Source: RefSeq, a predicted model, not a curated record
AUCCGAGACGCGUGUACGAGCAUGCUGCUGACGUCUGCCAUGGCGCAGGGCCCUCAUGGAGCGCCGUCUAGGUCAUGAGCAAGGAAGACGGCUUUGAAGAUGUCUUGGGCACCGGCGCCAUCCGCAAGAAGUACAUCAAGACGAACCCCGACGGCAAGAAAGCUGAGUUUGGCGACGAAGUCAUCAUGACGUACAGCAGCUACGAGCUCGAGACGGGCAAGGCCAUCGUCGAGAACGAGCAGGUUGCGUUCCGCAUUGGCGACAACGAGACGCUGGCGGCCUUGGAGCUCUUGUCGCGGCUGCUGCGCGAAGGCGAGUCGGCUGAGGUCCACUGCGAAGCGCGGUACGCCUAUGGGAAUGCCGGGUCCUUUGACGAGCAGGCCAACCAAGACAUGAAGGACGCCAGCAUCAAGUUUAUCAUUUCGCUUGACAAAUGGGUCUCGGAGCGCAAGAUCCCGGAAGAAAUGUCCAACGCAGAGCUCCUUACCGAGGCCAACAAGAAGAAGGCGAGCGGCAACAAGUGGUUUGGCGCCCAAAACUACGCGUAUGCGACCAACUGCUACAAGAAGGCGCUCAAGGUCCUCGAGCAAUGGGACUCGGACGAGGAUCAUGCGUCGAACCUCCAGUGCAAGGAGCUCCUCGUCGCGCUCGGCAAUAAUGUUGCCAACGUCCAGUGCAAGCUCGGCAAGUUCAAGGAGGCCAAAGACUCGAGCAAGGAAGUGCUGCAGGUCGACGCGAAGAACAUGAAGGCCAUCUACCGUCUCGCGCAAAUCUCGUACCAGCAAGGCGACUGCGACGAAGCAACCGUGUUCAUUCGAAGCGCGCUCGAGAUCGACCCGACCAACAAGGCAGUGCGCGACCUCAUCAAGCUCGUCAAGGAGAAGCGCGAGCAGCAAAGGCUGCGCGAAAAGGAGCUUUUCGGCAAGAAGCUCGCGGCUGCGACGACGCCGGCUGCGACGACGACGACGGCAGCGACCGCCGCGCCGUCGCUGCUGCACAACAAGUUUGUCCUCGCGUCAGUCGUCGCUGUGCUUCUUCUCGCCCUCUUCGUGGGUUCGUACGCGUUGUAA